GCGGGGCGGUGCGCCAGUGCGAAUGCGCGGCGUUUUGGCUCGUUCCCCUGCAGCGGCGGAUAAUAACAGCAAGCCCCAUCAUGUUGCUGUGCAGUGUCAAUGCAGCUGCAAGAAGAGCUUCAUGCUGCGCAAUGGGGGAGCUGCAAUAUUAAAAGGGGGACCACAGGCGACCAAAGUAUAUCGACUUAGUAACCUAUUACUAGAAGUUCUAGCCACGGAUUUGCCGCUGGAUUCUUAGCAGCCAUCUCCCGGAGAGCCUGCAUCGCCUCCCUUCCUUCCCUCUACUGCAUGGAUAUGUCUUUGGUGCCAGUGAAAAUGUGCUGUUUACUUGCAAUGGAUAUUUUGUUAUGAGGACAACUAUAGGCUAAGGCUACAGUAAUCUUCUCUUACCUGGAGCAGCAUGGCAGGUUUCAAGCGUGGAUAUGAUGGGAAAAUAGCUGGACUUUAUGAUCUUGAUAAAACCUUGGGCAGAGGACACUUUGCUGUGGUCAAGCUUGCCCGCCAUGUCUUCACUGGUGAGAAGGUAGCUGUUAAAGUAAUUGACAAGACCAAAUUAGACUCUUUGGCAACAGGACACCUUUUUCAAGAAGUUAGAUGUAUGAAACUCGUACAGCACCCUAACAUAGUCCGUCUGUAUGAAGUCAUCGAUACACAGACCAAAUUAUAUCUCAUUCUGGAACUUGGUGAUGGAGGUGAUAUGUAUGACUACAUAAUGAAGCAUGAAGAAGGUCUUAGUGAGGAACUGGCCAAGAAGUACUUUGCCCAAAUAGUUCAUGCAAUAUCGUACUGCCACAAGCUGCACGUGGUGCACAGGGAUCUAAAGCCAGAGAAUGUGGUCUUCUUCGAAAAGCAGGGGCUUGUAAAAUUAACAGAUUUUGGCUUCAGCAACAAGUUCCAGCCUGGGAAAAAGCUGACAACAAGCUGUGGAUCAUUGGCUUAUUCUGCUCCAGAGAUUUUGCUUGGAGAUGAAUACGAUGCUCCUGCAGUGGAUAUUUGGAGCCUUGGCGUAAUCCUUUUCAUGUUAGUAUGUGGAACUCCACCAUUCCAAGAAGCAAAUGACAGUGAAACACUGACCAUGAUAAUGGAUUGCAAAUACACAGUCCCUAAACAUGUAUCAAAAGACUGCAAAGAUCUCAUCACUCGCAUGCUACAGAGAGAUCCUAAACGAAGGGCAUCUUUGGAAGAGAUUGAAAACCAUCCAUGGCUUCAAGGAGUUGAUCCAUCUCCAGCCACAAAAUAUAACAUCCCACUUGUUUCCUACAAAAACCUGUCUGAGGAAGAACAUAACAGCAUCAUACAGAGAAUGGUCCUGGGAGACAUUGCCGACAGAGAUGCAAUUGUGGAUGCCUUGGAAACAAACAAAUACAACCACAUCACAGCCACUUAUUUCCUUCUGGCUGAAAGAAUUCUGCGGGAGAAGCAAGAGAAAGAGACACAGACCAGAUCGGCCAGUCCCAGUAACAUCAAGGCUCAGUUCAGGCAGUCUUGGCCAACAAAGAUUGAUGUACCACAGGACUUAGAAGAUGAUUUAACUGCUUCUCCUAUAGCCCAUGUUGCUGUCCAACCGACUCCAGCUCGGAGUACAGAGAAUGUUUUGAAUGGACACAGAAACAAAGGCUUUAUGGAGCCUCUAAAGAAGGAGGAUGUCCCUGAUUUCUCUAGCCCUGCUGUAUCUGGGCUGCCUCCUGUGAACCUGAAUCCAACAACAAGUGGAAGGAAAUGUCUCUUUAGGGUGGAGGAGGAUGAAGAGGAAGACGAAGAAGAUAAGAAACCUAUCCCUCUCUCUACACAAGUUGUCCUUCGGCGCAAACCUUCUGUUACAAACCGCCUUACCUCAAGAAAGAGCGCUCCGGUGCUCAACCAGAUCUUUGAGGAAGGAGAAUCAGAUGAUGAGUUUGAUAUGGAUGAAAAUCUUCCCCCGAAACUGAGCAGAUUAAAAAUGAAUAUUGCAUCGCCUGGGACUGUGCACAAGAGAUAUCAUCGAAGGAAAAGCCAAGGGCGAGGAUCCAGCUGCAGUAGCUCCGAAACUAGCGAUGACGAUUCUGAGAGCAGGCGCAGGCUGGAUAAAGAUAGCGGAUUCACCUAUUCCUGGCAUAGACGUGAUAGCAGUGAAGGCCCCCCUGGCAAUCAAGGUGACGGUGGAGGGCAAAGCAAACCAAGCAACGGAAGCGCUGGUGUUGACAAAACAAACCCAAGUGAUAACAAAGGCGGUGGAAGUCCCUCUAACACAUCAGGUGGCAACACCAACAACCAGUCUGGAAACACCCGCAACUGCACCGGAUCUGGAAAUUCUGUACAGCAGUCGCCCAGAAGUGCCGGAGAGUUGGUGGAAAGUCUAAAACUAAUGAGCCUCUGUUUGGGCACACAGCUACAUAACGGAGCUAAGUAUAUCAUUGACCCUCAGAAUAAUCUAUCUUUUUCUAGUGUUAAAGUCCAGGAGAAAUCCAGUUGGAAGAUGUGCAUCAGCUCUAACGGCAUCGCCAGUAAAACUGCGCCUGCAGGAAGUGUAAAAUUAUUCUCUGACCAAAUGUCGGACACCGUUAAAGACAAAGAACUUCUAAAGAACAAGAACUUUAGAAAUAAUGUGUUACAGCUACCUCUUUGUGAAAAAACGAUAUCUGUGAAUAUCCAGCGAACGCCCAAGGAGGGACUUCUAUGUACCGCUAGCCAGACCAGCUGCUGCCAUGUCAUUUAAAGCUGGUUUGCCACCAUUGUUUAUCUUGAUGGCUGUGAAUACUUCCUUUGUGUUUAUUCCAUUUUGUUGUCUUAAGUUUUUCCACCCUCACCUUUCUUUUAAGUGAACUUUUUGGCAAUUAUUUAUUACCAUUUUAGUUUGUGUUUGCCAUAUAGGACAGUGGUGCAUUUUAUUUGUGCAUGUGCUAGGGAAGAAUUCACUCUUCAGCUCAUCUAGAAUGUUUUAUUGUGUAAAUUCUGUGUUUUUAAUAGAAAAAAAGUCAAUUUGGCUUCUCAUUGAGCAGUACCUAGGGCAUACUUUGUGAAGAGCACUUAGAAGUCUCAUGUUUAGCACUUAUAAAGAGAAAUCCUUGUUGUUUUCUCACAUUCUCUUGAUUCCAGUCCUGAGUUCUCUUAUUUUGAUGUUCCUAAGUGUGUCUGUGAUAGAACCAAAGCAAUAAUGUUUUUAUGUUGGCAUCAUCCCAAGGGGCUUUCUGAUAUCACAAGCUCUUCUCUGCAUUAGAUGCAGUGUUUCAGAGCGGCCUGUCUCACAGCAGUGUUUAAGCUCGCCUAGAAUGCCUCUCAAUUCCUACAGUAGUGACAAUCCUUUCUCCCUUUGAUGUGAUAGUUACAUCUUUGGACUUUAUUCUUUAGAGAGAUCGAUGACAAAAUGUAUUACUUGGCUUAUAUUUUCCAUUGUCCAUACAAUUCUGUUCCUUCCUCCCAAACCUUGUGUUGCCGCCUGUUGGUCAGACUGAACCACAUCUACCUGUGCUGUUUACAUUGUUGCUUUCCAGAUUCCUUAGUACUUGUAUGUGUGAAGAUCAAGCUCCGAUAUUUUAUCUUGUACCAUAAGAAAGUGACAUUUCUAUAUUCAAGAAAAUUGCAUAUGUAUAAUAAAGUCACCUGACCUUGUUAGAAACAUUUAGCAUAUACUACUAUAUCUCUGGAUCGCAUGUAAGCUAACAAAGCGCAGUGUAUGCAUUUCAGAGGCAAUUUGGGGAUAUUCCCAUUGCUGGUGUCCAGUAUGUAUUUUCACUCGACAAGUCAUGGUUGUAUAUCUGCCAAUAUGGCUGGGUGUUUGUCUUUGUUUGAAGAACAAUUCCUGCUACAGAUCCCACCGUUCUUCUUUGCGUCUUCGUUUACUGCCGAGAGGGUGAAACAAAUAAGCUGUAUCUUCUAACUGUACGUUUUGACCAAACCAUUGCUUACCCUUUAGUUUUGAGUUUAUCCACUUCCUUUGUAGCAUUCAGAUGUGCCAAAUAAAAACAGGUGCACCCUCAGCAACAAUAAAAACUGAACUUCUAGCUAAUUACUAUCUGGUUUUGUGUUCUGCCACUGAGCAUUUGUAAAAAAAAAAAAGCAGCAAUUCAGCUUCAGUGGUUGGAAUACAAUGUUCCAUCUGUGUGUGUGUAUGGUGCCACUAUAGGGUCAAGUGACCACACUGGCUGUGCCCUGUCACCAUAACCCCCUCCCCCCCAUUGUUUGGCAUUGAUUUUUUUUUUUUUAAUGCAGAUGCACAGACAUCGGGGGACUACUGAGUUAUGACCCCAUAAGUGGCAUGCACCUAAAUGUUGUAUCCUUAAAAUACUACCAAAGGAAUUAUGUAGUUACACACUGGUUUGCAGAAACUACAUCUUAAAUAAGCUUUUUUGUGUGUGUACGUUUAUUUCCUGUCUAUAACCGGGGCAAGCAGACUCACACGUCGUUCUAUUUAAGGUGAACGAAUCCGAUAAUAUUUGUAUCGCAGCGUAUUCGCACGUCAUUGCCACCUAUUUAUAAUUGCGUAGUGCAAUACCCACGUAGAGAUGGCGAAGCCACGGAACGGGUUUUGCUUAAACUCUCUAAGCAGGGAACUUGUAUAUUAUCUGAGAAGUUCUAAUAGUGAAUUGACCUGCAGUGUACAAAGUGAGAAUGACUUUUCCAUGAAUCCCUAAGGGCAUUGGCAAUACUUUAUGUUGCAGGUAUUGUUUUUGUAUUUGGCUUAUUUUGUUUCUUCUGAGCUUUGUAAAUACUUUUAUGAUGUGCAUCCUUGGAAUGGCACUUUGUAAUUAUUCCAAUGUGUCUGCUGUUUCCAAAUGUUUAUAUAUAAAUAUAUACAUAUGUAUAUACGGUGCUCAGUUAUGACUGGCUGUGUGGACAGUUAACGCUGCAUAUAGAUGUAUAAUAAUAGCCUUAUUAGACGUGUAUGACUGAUACUGGGUGUACAGAUAUUGAUCUGUUUUUGUCCAUAAGUGAAUGAUGGUGCAUGUGAUGUCUGUCAACUUGUCCAGUAAAUAAGGGAUGUACAGUCUCGGCAUUUAGCUGACUGAGGAUGCUGGGAAUUGUAGUACAGCAACAGAGGGAGGACUUUAGCUUGGACAUCCCGACCCUAAAUGGAAGGGUAAGACAAACCACUACAUUAUAAUAUUGGACCAAACAAUAAUUGUGCUCUAAUCCUUUCUUGUACCCACAUUUCCUGUCCUGAGAAGUUGCUUCUAUAGUUACAUUUAGUGUACAAAAAUGAAUAUUGUGAAAAUCAAAAGUCUUGUAUUUUUCUGUAUGAUAUGAUGUAACUGGCAACAUUAUGUAGCUGAAGAUCGUAUAUAGAUGUAAGGAUAGGAAAUUCUAACCGUGUACCUAAAAUCUUCUGUGUGUACGGAGGUCAAUACAGUAGAAUCAAAAAUUCAGAUCUUGCAAAUGUGUUAUAUGGAACCCUUAUUAACUGAAAAAUGCAAAUAAAGCUGUGGAAAGAAAGGAAAUUCUUA
Molecule: messenger RNA, 5420 nt
Organism: Xenopus tropicalis (tropical clawed frog)
Lineage: Eukaryota; Metazoa; Chordata; Amphibia; Anura; Pipidae
Gene: snrk
Product: SNF related kinase
Cellular component (GO): nucleus
Molecular function (GO): nucleotide binding; ATP binding; kinase activity
Source: RefSeq, marked provisional